This is a messenger RNA of Nezara viridula (southern green stink bug), 690 nucleotides long. The record is from the annotation of a GenBank genome assembly. Lineage: Eukaryota; Metazoa; Arthropoda; Insecta; Hemiptera; Pentatomidae.
AUGGACAGACGGCUGUGUGACUCUCGCGGUGCGGAGAUAAAUGGCCCUGGAAGUGGUAAAGAACCCGAUGGACCACGAACGGAGGUGGCGCUGCCCUGUUCCGCGUCACCCUCUUCAGAUUUAUGCUCGUGUCCUGGGCUACCUGAGUCGCAAACUUGCUUAGCUGAGGUGAAUGAUUAUCAAUCAUAUUUCAAGAUGCAAAGGGCGAAUGCAGCUCUGAUCAGGACCAUUGUGUCUGUCCAACAACCGAAUAUUUUGACAGUUUAUAAGGGCUCAAUCAGAACUACGAAGGGUUAUCGGCAGGUUAAUCAAGCGUUUGGUCUAAUUGGCUAUAUUAAAUUCGAUUUGCUAAAUGGUGAAAGAGCAGGAAGACAUAUCCCUGACCCGAAGGUACUAACAUUGGGUAUCCAUUGCAGGUUGUUCGGCUCGACGGGAGCUUGUUCAGGCUGCGGGCAGACUAUCCCCGCCUCAGAGUUCGUGAUGAGGGCAGCCCCACACCACGUAUUCCACCUCAAGUGCUUUGCCUGCUCCAAGUGCGGAUCCCAGCUUGUACCAGGCGACAGGUACUACAUGGCCGGCGGCAGCCUAGUUUGCGAACAGGACUGGCAUAAGCUUGUCAAAUCACCGGCCCCCCAAGCACCGCCCGUCAGGAAGGGAAAGGUCGGGAGGCCUCGGCGGAGCAGGGACUGA